Molecule: messenger RNA, 576 nt
Organism: Vicia faba (fava bean)
Lineage: Eukaryota; Viridiplantae; Streptophyta; Magnoliopsida; Fabales; Fabaceae
Source: the annotation of a GenBank genome assembly
AUGCCGACCACAACCACCGCCACCUACGGUGCCAUCGGAUCCCCCUCCACCGCCACAUACCAACCCCCACAACUCUCCAACCUAAUCCCAACUCCCCGCCCAUGGCGCGAGUUUCUCGACAUCUCCGCUCUCUCCCGUCCCCUCUCCUACGACGACGCAAUGCUCCGUCUCCGUCAAAAUCUCACCUACUUCCAGUUCAACUACGCCUCCGUAAUGCUACUAAUCGUCUUCCUCAGCCUCCUCUGGCACCCGCUCUCCAUGAUUGUGUUCUUCAUCAUCCUCGUUGCGUGGUUCUUUCUUUACUUCUCCCGUAAUGGCCCCCUUGUUGUCUUCAACCGAACUUUCGAUGAUCGAAUUCUGCUCUGCCUUUUGGGUCUCGUUUCUGUGAUUGGGCUUGUUUCCACUCACGUUGGGGUUAAUGUGUUGUUGGCGUUGAUACUUGGUGUUGUUGUUGCCGGCUUGCAUGCGUCUUUUCGGGUUGUUGAGGAUUUAUAUGUUGACGAGGAAAGUAGCUUGCUUUCUGUUGUUGGAGGAACUCAACCUCCUCCUACAAGAACGAAUUACACUCGAAUUUAA